Molecule: messenger RNA, 693 nt
Organism: Daphnia pulicaria
Lineage: Eukaryota; Metazoa; Arthropoda; Branchiopoda; Diplostraca; Daphniidae
Product: cuticle protein CP14.6-like
Exons: 3
Coding region: 70-510 (146 amino acids)
Cellular component (GO): chitin-based extracellular matrix
Molecular function (GO): structural constituent of chitin-based larval cuticle
Source: RefSeq, a predicted model, not a curated record
UGCGGUAUAUAAGCCCAGGUGUCAUCCGACCACUGGCAUCAGUUCUUCCACAAACCAACUUCAGUCAACAUGAAACUGUUCAUCAUCGCCGCUCUCUUGGCCGUCGCCGCCGCCGCUCCGUCCGGCUACAAACCCGAGUACAAAGCCCCUGAGAUCGCCAUCGUGGCCCAGUCCGAUGUCCGCAACGUCGACGGCAGCGGCGCAUGGAGCUACGCCGGAUCUGACGGAACCACUCGUGACGAGUCUUACGCCCAGAAGCAAUUGGCCGCCCAGCCCAGCUACGGCAAAGACGCUUACGGAAAAGAAUCGUACGAAUCCGGAGCUGGAAACACCAACAAGGGAGCUUCCUAUUACAUUUCCCCUGAAGGCCAGAAGAUCACUUUGACCUGGGUUGCUGACGAGGGCGGAUUCCAACCCAAGGGUGACCACUUGCCAGUUGCUCCCGUUCACGAAUACGAGCUCCCAGUCGCCCCCGCUCUCCCCUACUCCCGCACUGGAGCUGGAUUCUAAAUAAAAGAUGAGAAAAGAAUCAAACAUCAAAGCAAAAAUGCCAGUCCUAUAAAUCUUCCCCUUAUUCACACACACACCCACCCCAGUUAAAUCGAUGUGGUUUAAUAUAUUUCCUCCCGGUGUAAAUAUUUAUACACGGUGCAUGAACAACAACGUAAAUACAAAUUGAACUUAAAUCUUGAA